AUGGCUGAUUUCCUAGAUUUACAUAUAGAAAAUAAAGAUGGCCAAUUAUUUACUACAGUAUUUCAAAAACCAUCCUAUGAGCCAUAUUAUUUACCAUUUAAUAGUGUUCAUCCAAUACAUAUGAAAAAGAAUAUUAUUUUUACAAUGUUACUUCGUGCUUUAAGAUAUUGCUCAACUUUUCAAGAAUAUUUAAAUGAGCGAGAAAAGCUACGAAUGGCAUUAGUAUUAAAUAAGUAUCCAAAUAAAUUUAUUGAUAAGCAAUUUGAACAUGUUCUUUUAAAAUGUAAUAUUGAUCAGUUGUUAAAUGUUAAUAAUUAUGAAUUAAUUCGUCAAAAAAUUAUAGAUUCUCCUAUAAAAGAAAAGAUGCCAGUAGAUUAUGGUAAGGUAAUGUUUGUUCAUUUCACUUAUUGUUUAAGUAUGAAAACAUUUCCAAAAAAAUUCCAUGCCCUUUGGCAUAAAUAUUUUGGUGAAUCUCCAAUUAAUGAAAUCUUACCUGUUCUUGGUACACGUAAUGUUAAAAAUUUACAAAGACAAUUAAUUCAUACAAGACAAAUUAAAUAA
Rotaria sordida is the source of this 561-nucleotide messenger RNA. Lineage: Eukaryota; Metazoa; Rotifera; Eurotatoria; Philodinida; Philodinidae. The record is from the annotation of a GenBank genome assembly.